Messenger RNA from Prionailurus viverrinus (fishing cat), 1167 nucleotides. It is a transcript of the gene ANGPTL5, whose product is annotated as angiopoietin like 5. Bases 1 to 1167 code for a protein of 388 amino acids. Lineage: Eukaryota; Metazoa; Chordata; Mammalia; Carnivora; Felidae. The record is from RefSeq and is a predicted model, not a curated record. The transcript is spliced from 8 exons.
AUGAUGUAUCUUCCUCAAGCUUCACUUCUAUUCUUAAAUACAUUUAUUUUUAUUUGUGGAGAAGUUAUACAAGGUAACUGUGUACGUCAUUCUACGGAUUCUCCAGGAGUCAACACUGUAGAAGAUGUAUCUAAUGCAAAAGAUGAGAGUAAAAGUAAUGAUACUGUUUAUAAGGAAGACUGUGAAGAGUUGUGUGAUGUUAAAAUUAAAAUUACACGAGAAGAAAAACAUUUCAUGUGUAGAAAUUUGCAAAAUUCUAUUGUUUCCUACACACGAAGUACCAAAAAACUGCUAAGAAACAUGAUGGAUGAGCAACAAACCUCCUUGGAUUAUUUAUCCAGUCAGGUUAACGAGCUCAUGAAUCGAGUUCUCCUUCUGACGACAGAAGUUCUCCGAAAACAGCUGGACCCUCUUCCUCACAGGCCAGUGCAGUCACAUGGUUUAGAUUGUACUGAUAUUAAAGACACCAUUGGCUCUGUCACCAAAACACCAAGUGGUUUGUAUAUAAUCUACCCGGAAGGAUCUAGUUACCCAUUUGAGGUGAUGUGUGACAUGGAUUAUAGAGGAGGUGGAUGGACUGUGAUACAGAAAAGGGUUGACGGGAUCACUGAUUUCCAGAGGCUGUGGUGUGAUUAUCUGGACGGAUUUGGUGACCUUUUAGGUGAAUUUUGGCUAGGACUAAAAAAGAUUUUUUAUAUAGUAAAUCAGAAAAACACCAGUUUUAUGCUGCAUGUUGCAUUGGAAUCUGAAGACGACACAUUUGCUUACGCAUCAUAUGACAACUUUUGGCUAGAAGAUGAAACAAGUUUUUUUAAGAUGCACUUAGGACGGUAUUCAGGAAAUGCUGGUGAUGGAUUCCGGGGCUUCAGAAAAGAAGAUAACCAAAAUGCAAUGCCUUUCAGCACAUCGGAUGUCGAUAAUGACGGAUGUCACCCUGCAUGCCUGGUCAGUGGUCAGUCUGUAAAAAGCUGUAGUCGCCUCAGUAACAACACUGGCUGGUGGUUCAGCCAGUGUGGUCUGGCAAAUCUAAACGGCAUUCAUCGCUUCCCUGGAAAAUUGGUCUCGACCGGGAUUCAGUGGGGCACAUGGACCAGAAACAAUUCCCCUGUCAGGAUUAAAUCUGUUUCAAUGAAAAUUAGAAGAGCGUACAAUCCAUAUUUUAAGUAA